AUGAGUGGAAGAUUUCAGAAUACUGGACGUGGAUGCAAUGGAAGAAAUGCUGGGCAAAACAGAUUGCAGCAAGGCCAAGGUAAUGGUCAAUACAAUGGAGAUAAGAGUGGCAAUGGUAGCCAAAAAGAGAAGAAGUUUCAUCCUCUGACUAGAGGAAACAUUCCCAAAUUUAACUUUGAUGAAGUAAAGAAGACAUUGGUGAUCAAAAUGUCAACGAUGAAGAUGGAUCAUAUUGAUGACACGAUUCUUACACGCGCAUGUGAAUUCCCAACAAACAAAACAAGCCAAACAACAAUAAAAAUGAUGGAGCUCAGUGUUCGCAACAACAAACUUGAGCGUGUAUGCGGAUCAAAAGAUCAUGUCGCACCUCAAUGUGCGGACAAAUUGAAGCAGAGGGAACAGUGGAAAACCCUGGACAAAGAUAGGGAUUAUUCAAACAAGAAUGGUUGUGGUAAUCGACAAACUAUGCAACAUGAUGGAAAUGCAACGCGUGAUGAUAAUGAAUCAGGAGAUUCAAAUACUCAAUGGAACUAUGGACCACAAGGGAUAAUGUUUUUUCAAACAAUACUGGUAUCCACUUGGACAGUGAAUCUACUUUUCAUUUGCAAACCAAUGAACAUGGCUUUAAAGAAGGAAGUCUACAAGGAAUUCAUGGAGGAUUCCAUUAUGCCUCUAAUGUGGAGGGAAGAGAACUUUAUCAAGAAGGAAUUGAUGAGGUAUUUGAUUCUGUUUGUAAGCUUGGUACAUGAGCUAGCGACAACAUCAACAGCUUGUCGAAUAUGGUACAAGAUGGAUUUGAUGUAUUUAUGGACACAAAGAGAGAGAACAGCUUCUUUGUGA
This is a messenger RNA of Cylindrotheca closterium, 840 nucleotides long. The record is from the annotation of a GenBank genome assembly. Lineage: Eukaryota; Bacillariophyta; Bacillariophyceae; Bacillariales; Bacillariaceae.